CGCAAAUACACACCCCAAGAGGCUUCCAAGAGGCCCCAAUCCGUAAUCAUUCUGGCCCAAGUCAUUUGGCUCAAGCCAUUUCGAGCCAAGCCACCUUUGAUCAGGGCUACAGAUUGGCUUCUGAGCUAAUUUUCUAUAUCCCGCGUUUCCUCUCCGCGCUUCUCUCUUCGCGCAACCAUGGCCUUCAUGGCGAGAGCUCUGUCGCUCGCGGGCCUGUUGACCACCGUCAAAGCCGUGGAGUACCAAGAGGUCACGUCAGUAGAUGGAGUCAAUCCUACAUGCGCGGAGAUGGCUACAGCCGGCGAGUGGCGAAAUCCGACGGAGGCCCAGUGCCAGCAUUAUGCCGAGGUGGAGGUUCCGGGUGGCUCGUUUGGAGGAACAGCUCCAAACGGUGCACCAUGCGGGUGCAGCACCCUUGACCCCAGUGGCAGCAACAAUCCUUUCUACUACGCGCCAUGUGUAGAGGGAGCACCGACGACAAGCGUCGAAUUUCACAACAUCUGCGUCAAGACCGUCCUUUGCAAGUCCACGACCUGCUCCGAGAGGUUCCUGUAUUGGUGCCAGCAGACCACUGUGGGCUUCGGCUCCAACGACAACGAGGGGCCCGCGAGCUCUCCGACGGACAUCCUCGUUGCCGAGUGCGAACAAUGCAGAGGCGCCGCCAACACGGACACUUGCCCAACGAAGGUGGUUCGCUUGUACGAUGCCGCUCCGGAGGCGGAGCCGACCUCGGAGCUCGACAAGAACUCCGUUGCGGUGUCAGUGCCGCUCGGAUUGGUGUUCGCUCUCGCCGCUAUGGGUGGGGUCAUCGGCGUCUCCCGACGCCGCGCGUCCAACCAGCCAGUGCUCGUGGAGGACGAGCAAGAUCUGCUGCGCGAGUGAACGAGUACGCCUGAGGCAGCAGCUCAGGCCUAUCAGGACCAGAGGACACAGAGCUCGCCGAGUCAUGCAUGCUUUUUGAGAUGCCUCCCCGUCUGACGUUCGCAAUCGCUUUGCGCCAGUUCAGCGAUCAAAGUUGCGUACCCCUCUCUCUCUCUCUCUCUCUCCCUCGCGCUCUCUCUUACGACAAAUCCCUACAUCCUGCUUACCUCCCUCCUCCCGACGUGGGAAGCGGUGCUCUGGCGCCGCUCGGAUCGCAGUAAGGAGACCGACCUUCUGCAGGCCCACGGGAACUUGAGGCUCUUUUUCACUUGAGUUUGAAGUUUUGCAAGUCGCGAUAGGCCUCGCUCCAUGUUUCAUGUCAGCCACAAAAAAGAAGAGGCCUCCAAGAUGUCUCAAGAGAGC
Molecule: messenger RNA, 1284 nt
Organism: Prorocentrum cordatum
Lineage: Eukaryota; Dinophyceae; Prorocentrales; Prorocentraceae
Source: the annotation of a GenBank genome assembly